AAGCACUUCCAUACAAUAGGCUAAAUUCUCCCUUAAAGGCUCUUUGAUUCAAAGGAUUAAAGCUUUACAAAUCCUAUGAAAUUUCUAUGGAAUGACACAUUGUAUGUGGAUUUUAGAAGAAAUUUAGCAAGAGCUCAAACCUCUAGGAAAAUUUCCUUGGAGUCCACCUCUCUCAUCCGAUUCCUGCGCUUUUCCUGCGCUCCAAUCAAACGACCAUUCCUAUGUUUUUCUUGUGUUUUACAAUCCUCUGUUUUACACUUCAAUUCCUGUCAGAAUCAUGUGUUAGAGGUCUUCCGGCUGGCUUCACAAGGUGAUGGACUAGAUGAUUUGGAUUCGAAGCCUCACUCAUUCUAAUUAUUUGAUAUUAUGUCCUUCCCUGAUAUUCGCCAUCUCAAUUCACCUUCCAGGCACCAAUAAGAGAAGAUUUGCGAGCGCUUCUAUGCCGACUUGAGAUCAGCAUUAACACACGAACACAACAAAUCAUCAUCAUGUGCUCAAUUUGACAAACUCCAUUGAUGCCAAUCUUCCCCUCCAUGAAACAUUCUCCAUUCUCCCUCCUCCAAAGGCUCAAACAAACCCCCUCUUUUAACAAGCAAGGAAGCCAUCUCCCCCAGGUGAUUCCAUUUCACCUCCUCUCUCUCUCUCUCUCCUCCCCCAGCGAGUUCUCCCCUUCCUCCCCACCAUUGCUGUCCAAUCCCAAGCUCCAAAUUAAAUCUCAAGAACUUCACCACCCAGCUGCUGAUUCUCUCUCCAAAUCCACCAUUUUCCACUCCCUCACUGUGCUCCACACUCUCCUGCAUUGCUAUAAAAAUCCACUGCAUCUCCAGUUCUCCACUCCCAAAUCCACCCAAGAACCAGCCGCCGCCAUGGCCGGGCCCGUCGAAUCCACCCGCAUUACCCUCCUCCUCGUCGCCGCCACCCUCCUCCUCCUCCCGCCGCCGCUCGCCGCCUCCCUCAACUCCUCCCUCCCCGACCCCGCCGCCGUCGUCGCCGACUUCCACAGCAAGGUGGCGACGUCGCGGCGGCGGAUGCAGAAGGCCGACGGCGGCGGCGGCGGUGGCGGCGGGGGGUGUUUGACGGGGAACCCCAUCGACCACUGCUGGCGGUGCGCCGGGACGGACUGGAGGCAGGACCGGCAGCGGCUGGCGGACUGCGGCAUCGGGUUCGGGCGCAACGCCAUGGGCGGCAAGGGCGGGCCGGUGUACGUCGUCACCGACCCCUCCGACGGCGACCCGGUGAACCCCGCGCCGGGGACGCUCCGGUACGGCGCCAUCCAGGAGGGCCCCCUCUGGAUCGUGUUCGCCGGCGACAUGACCAUCCGCCUCAACGAGGAGCUCCUCGUGAACAGCUACAAGACCAUCGACGGCCGCGGCGCCAACGUCCACGUCGGCGCCGGCGGCGCGUGCAUCACGCUCCAGUACGUCUCCAACGUCAUCAUCCACAACAUCCACGUCCACGACUGCGUCCCCGCCGGCAACGCCAACGUGCGCGCCUCGCCGACGCACUACGGGUGGCGCACCCGCUCCGACGGCGACGGCAUCUCGCUCUACUCGGCGCGCGACGUGUGGGUGGACCACUGCGCGCUGUCGCGCUGCGCCGACGGCCUCAUCGACGCCAUCAUGGGGUCCACGGCGAUCACCGUGUCGAACAGCUACUUCUCGCACCACAACGAGGUGAUGCUGCUGGGGCACAGCGACGGGUACCUGCCGGACUCGGCGAUGCAGGUGACCAUCGCGUUCAACCACUUCGGGAUCCAGCUCGUGCAGCGGAUGCCUCGGUGCAGGAGGGGGUACUUCCACAUCGUCAACAACGACUACACGGCGUGGGAGAUGUACGCCAUUGGAGGGAGCGCGAGCCCCACCAUCAACAGCCAGGGCAACCGCUACAUCGCCCCCGCCGAUCCCAACGCCAAGGAGGUGACGAAGCGGGUGGACACGGAGGAGGGGCAGUGGGCGGGGUGGAACUGGAGGACGGAGGGGGACAUGAUGGUCAACGGCGCCUUCUUCGUCCCCUCCGGCGAGGGCCUCGAGGCCAUCUACGACAAGGCCUCCAGCACCGACCCCAAGUCGUCGGCGCUCGUCGACCAGCUCACCGCCGGCGCCGGCGUCCUCGGCGGCCCCAGGGACAACGGCGAGGCGGCGGCGUACGCCGGCGUCAACUACGCCGGAGUUGGAACCGGCGGCGGAGGCGGUGGCGGCGCCGGUGCCGGCGGGAUGGGGUAUGGUUAUCUCGGGAUGGUCUAUGGCAGCGGCGGCAAUUGGAGCUGCCGAGCUGACCUGACACUGCAAUUGACUUCAUUGUUUCUUGCACUCUUUGCUCUCAUAUGCUUGCACCCAUUGUGAUUGUAAGAUGCUUCAUUAUGAUUCAAUUGGAAAGGUUAGGAAAAAGGGGAGAAGAAAAAGGAAGCAAAAGGUGUUGACAGUUGACACUUAGGGAGUAGUAGGCAACAGUGUUACAGUGAGAUGAUAUCCACCAUGUAAUGAGCACAUGGAUGGGAAUAUUGCAGGUUUAGCCAAUGUAGUUGUUGCAAAGGGGAAUGGGAUUAUUCAGACUAACUUAAGCUAUUAACUCUAACCUCUCUGUAAUCUCUGUCGAAGGGUAACGAAUCUAUGGUUUAAUGGAUAAACAAAGUUGAGCAAAUGCUAGAAAGAAACCGUAAUUUGGCCGUGCUUGUGACAAGAAAAUUUGAUCCGGUUGAGAGGUGGCCCAAAAUCGUUUAAAUUCUAAGGGUGGGCAAAUUUGCUCCUGUUCAGAGGUGUAUACCAAUUUCGAUUAUGGGCAUAAUUUGGGACGC
This is a messenger RNA of Oryza sativa Japonica Group (Japanese rice), 2794 nucleotides long. RefSeq names its product probable pectate lyase 12. Gene Ontology annotation, molecular function: pectate lyase activity. NCBI's taxonomy places the organism in Eukaryota, Viridiplantae, Streptophyta, Magnoliopsida, Poales, Poaceae. The record is from RefSeq and is a predicted model, not a curated record.